This is a messenger RNA of Aspergillus neoniger CBS 115656, 1296 nucleotides long. RefSeq names its product aminotransferase class I/II-fold pyridoxal phosphate-dependent enzyme. The coding region runs from base 1 to 1296 and encodes 431 amino acids. Gene Ontology annotation, molecular function: pyridoxal phosphate binding. The transcript has 3 exons. The record is from RefSeq and is a predicted model, not a curated record. Gene Ontology annotation, biological process: biosynthetic process. NCBI's taxonomy places the organism in Eukaryota, Fungi, Ascomycota, Eurotiomycetes, Eurotiales, Aspergillaceae.
AUGAGCAUCGGACGAGAUAUCCUUUGUCAAAAACUUCAAGUCUUGCUGGACCGCCGUCGCGCGGAGGGAAGAUUGUAUGAGCCAGCCUCGCCAGACGAGUUUGAAGGGACAGUGGACUUUGGAUCAAAUGAUACAUUGUCCCUCUCAGCAUCUGGACUCUUGACCGAGGCUUUUCUUCACCAGCUUGAAAGACAUCCCCAUUUCACUAUUGGAACCAACUCCUCGCGAUGCUUCGAGGGCACAAAGCAAUUCAUACUGGAUAUUGAACGUGAUUUGUCUCAAUUUCACAAUGCCGAGGACGCUCUUUUCUUCGGAUCCGGGUAUGAUGCUAAUACCGCCAUCUGGUCCGCGAUUCCGCAGCCCGGGGACUUCAUUGUCUUCGACGAGCUAGUGCAUUCUAGCAUUCGUGAGGGCAUGCGGCUGGGACGAGCUAAGAGCAUUUCAUUCCGUCACAACGACAGCCUUUCUCUGCGACAACGCCUAGAAGAGCUCCGGGACCAGAAUUCCGAAGUGGCAGAAGGUAAACGACUUGUGUUUGUUCCAAUCGAGUCAAUCUAUAGCAUGGAUGGAGAUGUGGCUCCUCUUCACGAGAUUGUAAAGGUUGCCUAUGACACUCUGCCUCGAGGGAACUAUAUCCUUUCAAUCGACGAAGCACAUUCUAACGGCAUCAUUGGGCCACAUGGCUCAGGAGUCGUCUCUUUGUAUGGACUUGAGAAUGAAUUCUCGAUCAGGUUACAUACCUGUGGAAAAGCGCUGGCGUCAUCGGGAGCGGUGGUAUUGUGCAAUUCGACAAUUAAAGAGGCGCUGAUCAACUAUGGGCGGAACAUCAUAUUCACCACUGCGCCAUCUUUCACAACCGUGGCAGCUGUUCGCGCAGCCUAUGAGAUACUGGCCACCCAGGAAGGACACAGGCGCCAGCAACGUCUGCAAAAGAACAUAUGGUACUUCUAUUGGACCUUGACAAAACACCCUCAGUGGGAGGAUAUCAAAGAGCGAAACAUCCUUACCCUGCCCACUGAGAAAACAUGGUAUACCAGGCCAUUCAAGUCACCGAUAGUUCCAAUAAUCACGAAGCCUAAGCAAUCUAACAACUUGUGCAAGAGGCUGCGGCGGGCAGGAUAUUGGGUAAAUUCCGUUGAUCACCCUACUGUGCCCAAGGGAACGGGUCGAGUACGGUUGAUGAUCCACGCGGACAAUACCCGAGAGGAGAUGGAUGGGGUAAUCCAGUUAAUCAUGAACUGGGCUACUGAGCAAUAUCAGCCAGUGGAGUCAGUUCAAAUCAUGGCGAAAAUGUGA